AUGUCUGGCUCUGUUGUCUGGGUUGUAUCGCCCAAGGAGAGCAUCAGGUGCUCGUUGCUGAACCAGUUCAUAGAGGUGAAGAGGCGGAGCUGGAGGAGAAGCAGCGUGGCGUGGAGCUUUUCUCGGCCGGCGCCCGCCUCAGGGCACUCGGUGCCCGCCAGCCUGGUCGUGACGCCGCCGAGGACCUCCGAGGAGCUGGUCUACGAGGUGGUCCUCAGGCAGGCGGCGCUGGUGGGCGAGACGAAGAGGAAGAGGCCGGCGACGGUGCAGCUCCCGCCGGUUCCUCUGCGAGGGGACCUCCUUUACGAGGCGUACGAGCGGUGCGGCGAGGUCUGCGCUGAGUAUGCCAAGAAUUUCUACUUGGGAACAUUGCUUAUGACUCCAGAGAGGAGAAGGGCUAUUUGGGCAAUCGAUGUGUGGUGCAGAAGAACUGACGAACUUGUCGAUGGACCCAAUGCUUCCCACAUGACACCCACUGCUCUGGAUCGGUGGCAGAACAGAUUGGAAGAUCUAUUCAAUGGCCGCCCAUACGAUCUGUAUGAUGCGGCUCUGUCAGACACUGUAUCGAAGUUCCCAGUGGACAUUCAGGUAAAGAAAGAUACUGAAAGCUAUCAACUUUCAAAGACACCUGAAGAUGACACAUAUCUCAUGUUGCUCCUCGUGCAGCCCUUCAAGGCCAUGGUAGAUGGAAUGAGAAUGGACCUGUGGAAAUCAAGAUACAACAACUUCGAUGAGCUCUAUCUCUACUGCUACUAUGUAGCUGGCACAGUGGGGCUGAUGAGUGUGCCAGUGAUGGGGAUUGCCCCAGAUUCGAAGGCCUCGACCGAGAGCGUCUACAACGCAGCCUUGGCUCUUGGCAUUGCCAAUCAGCUAACCAACAUACUAAGGGAUGUUGGAGAAGAUGCUAGGAGGGGGAGAAUCUACCUUCCGCAGGAUGAAUUGGCACAAGCUGGUCUAUCAGAUGAUGACAUCUUCAAAGGAAGAGUGACAGACAAAUGGAGGAGCUUCAUGAAGGGACAGAUUAGGCGAGCCAGGAUGUUCUUUGAGGAGGCCGAGAAGGGCAUAUACGAGCUGAAUUCAGCUAGCAGAUGGCCGGUUUUGGCUUCUCUGCUGCUAUAUCGACAGAUCCUUGACGCCAUCGAAGCAAAUGACUACAACAACUUCACAAGGCGUGCAUAUGUAGGAAUAGCAAAGAAACUGGCUUCAUUGCCCAUAGCAUAUGCCAGGGCACUUCGGGGCCCUUCCAGGUUUACAGGAGCAACAAGGACAUAAUGUUCACUUCCUCUCUCUACUCCCUCAGCACAAAGAUGUAUUUUUGUGUCACCAUUUUACUUGUGGUGAAAUCAAACAACUCCCAUCAUUUUUGUUUCUUUUGUACUUGAUUGGUUCUGAAUCCAUAUCAUAGUAGCUGUCAAUCUCA
Musa acuminata AAA Group (dessert banana) is the source of this 1420-nucleotide messenger RNA. Its product is annotated as phytoene synthase 2, chloroplastic. The record is from RefSeq and is a predicted model, not a curated record. The transcript is spliced from 5 exons. Gene Ontology annotation, molecular function: geranylgeranyl diphosphate synthase activity. Lineage: Eukaryota; Viridiplantae; Streptophyta; Magnoliopsida; Zingiberales; Musaceae. Bases 1 to 1272 code for a protein of 423 amino acids. Gene Ontology annotation, biological process: carotenoid biosynthetic process.